Molecule: messenger RNA, 329 nt
Organism: Paramecium tetraurelia
Lineage: Eukaryota; Ciliophora; Oligohymenophorea; Peniculida; Parameciidae
Exons: 2
Coding region: 183-329 (48 amino acids)
Source: RefSeq, a predicted model, not a curated record
UAAAUAUAUGCAAAAACUAGCCAUCUUGACAUUGGUUCUUGCUCUUGCAGCUUCCAAGUUUGUAGAUACACAUGCAAGCUUGGCUUAGAUUGAUUCUAAUCCAUUUGGAAAUGUUGUGUUGUCAGCAAUCAAGGCACACUUAUAAGCUUAAACACCAGCCAAUGAAGUUAAUAUGUUAUUGAAUGGUGUUGCUGCUGGAUUAUAAUAAGAUUAAAAUGACCAUGAUCACACUUUUGAAGUUGAUACAACCACAAACAACAGAAUCGUCGAGGAUUUGGAAAAGGAAAUCUUGUAUCACUAAAAUCAAAUCUCAUCCAACACUUAAUUGA